Messenger RNA from Alligator mississippiensis (American alligator), 3365 nucleotides. RefSeq names its product mucin-2-like. The transcript has 4 exons. NCBI's taxonomy places the organism in Eukaryota, Metazoa, Chordata, Crocodylia, Alligatoridae. The coding region runs from base 1 to 2445 and encodes 814 amino acids. The record is from RefSeq and is a predicted model, not a curated record.
AUGACCUCUACUUCCACCACCGCACUCCAUACAUCCAUCAAGACCUCCACUCAUGCCACCGAAACAUCUACAUGCACCACGAUCUACAAUGUCACUACAGUGAAACCUACAUCCACAGACGUGUCCACUGUCUCCACCAAGACGCCUACACCCAUCACAAACUCCACUGUCUCCACCCAGACACCUACACUUACUAUGACCUCCACUGCCACCACUGUGCCAGCUACAUCCAUUGACACCUCCACUUUCACUACCAAGACAUCCACAUCAACCACCACUGUUGCUCCUGAGUCUUUCACAUCCACUGCAGUCUCUUCUCUCAGCAGCAAGACACCUACACCUACCACAACCUCUGAGUUACCAACAUCCACCAUGACCUCUACUUCCACCACCGCACUCCCUACAUCCAUCAAGACCUCCACUCAUGCCACCGAAACAUCUACAUCCACCACGAUCUACAAUGUCACUACAGUGAAACCUCCAUCCACAGACGUGUCCACUGUCUCCACCAAGACGCCUACACCCAUCACAAACUCCACUGUCUCCACCCAGACACCUACACUUACUAUGACCUCCACUGCCACCACUGUACCAGCUACAUCCAUUGACACCUCCACUUUCACUACCAAGACAUCCACAUCAACCACCACUGUUGCUCCCGAGACUUUCACAUCCACUGUAGUCUCUUCUCUCAGCAGCAAGACACCUACACCUACCACAACCUCUGAGUUACCAACAUCCACCAUGACCUCUACUUCCACCACCGCACUGCCUACAUCCAUCAAGACCUCCACUCAUGCCACCGAAACAUCGACAUCCACCACGAUCUACAAUGUCACUACAGUGAAACCUACAUCCACAGACGUGUCCACUGUCUCCACCAAGAUUUCUACACCCAUCACAAACUCCACACUUACCAUCGAGACACCUGCAUCGACCAUGACCUCCACUCUCACUACCAAAAGUUCUGCAUCUACCAAGGCCUCCACUGUCACUACUGAAACACCAACAUCCACCAUGACCUCUGUUCUCACCACUGAGAAACCUAUAUCCACCUGUAUCUCCCCUGUCACCACAAAAAUGUCUACAUCCACCACACCCACCACUGAGACACUUAAAACUACCACAGAGAUACCUACAUCCAUCCAGAUUUCUACUGUAACUUACACAACACAACCUCCCACCAUGAUCUCCACUGCCACGCCUGUACCACUUACAAGCACUGGUGUCACCACCAAGACACCUGCAUUGAUCACAUCUCCCACAGUCUCUACUGAGACACCUGCAUCUAUUUUGACCUCAGCUGUCAACACAGAAACAUUUACAUCUGCUGCAUCUUCCACUUUAACUGCCGAUACCCUUGCACCUAGAACAACAUUCGCUACCACCAACAUAAUGCCCACAUCCACUGCAACCACAACCAUCAUAGGCGAGACACCUACACCCACUACAACCCCAACUGCCACCACCACAUGGGCUAUAUCCUCUGAGGUUUCCACUAUCACCACUGACAUACCUACGUUUACCACAACCUCUGUUGUAAUCACCAAGACACCCACUACACCCUCCACUGUUACUACCAAAAUGUUGUCAUCCAAUGCAACCCCCACUGUCCCAAUUGAGACAUCUAUAUACACUGAGGCUUCCACUGUCACCCUAGAGACACCCAUAUCCAUCUCAAAUGCCAUUCUCACCAUGGAGACAUCUGCAUCUACUGGAACUGCCACUGAUAUCACUGAUAUGUCUAGAUCCACCAAGACAUCCAUUACCACCACUGAGAUACCAUCUACUGAGGCCUCCACUGUCACUACCAGGACACCAACCUCCAUAAUAACCCCCACUGUCACCACUGAGGCACCUACAUCCACCUCAGUCUCUACUAUCACCAAAGAAAUGUCUACAGGCACUGCAAUCUCCACUGCCACCGCUGAAACCUCUAUUUCCACCAUGACCUCCACUGCCAACACCACCUUGAUUUUGGCCACUAAGACCUCCACUGCCAUAACAUCCACUGCAAUCUCUACUGUCACCACUGCAAUUGAUGCAUCCACCCCAACCUCCACUUUUACUACCAGUUGGACUUCAGCUACCUCUCCAAGAUCAUCUGGCUCCAUCAGAAUCAGUGUCACACCAUCCUCUGCUCCCACUCUGGAGCCAGGAGCUGAGACCAGCCGUAGUUCUGUGACUGGGGCAGGUUCAAAUGUCAGUGGCCCCGUGCUACUCACAUCUCAGGGCCCAUCUGGCUCCAGUGUUGCCUCAUCCAGUCCCACCAUCGUUCCUGGGCAGAGCUCUCUCACCACUUCUGAUGCUGCAGACAAUGUCCUCCCAUACUGGGCCAUUAUCUUGAUCUGUCUGGCUGCUGUGGUCACACUCAUCUUCUGCUGUGUGUUCGCAUUUUUGCUGAAGUCCAUUCGGGCUGCUCCCACCUCCUACCAGUUCUACUAGACUCACCAGCUAUUCCAAGGGCUGAGCUUCCGCAAGUCCAGCUGGUGGAAGAAAGGACUGACCAGUGCUCCUGCCUACAGCCAUCCAGAAUCGGGUCUGACCCUUCCGGCUACCCUUUGGUUUAUCAACAGCCUUCAUAUUCAGCGGUGACCCAAGAGAUACCAUGUUAGUCCUCAGCUGCAUGAUACAUGGAGCUGUCCUUUAGAGAGCACCCCUGAGACAGAUCAGCUUGUGGCCCAGCUGAGGCUGAUUCUUGAGCAGGGGGUGACAAAGCAGGCAGAGAACCCAGGUGUCCUGAGUUCAGCUAUAUGGCUGUGUUGCAGCCCAAAAGAAAGAAGCAGUAGAAGAAAAGUGAAACACAAAGGAUGAUCUGCUACAGAGAACCCCAGACUCUUGGUUUCUAUCCCUGGCCGUGGUUAGGGAGUGGGUUCUUGGACUUUUCUGUUCCUCUGACUCUGCGGGAGCUACUUAUCUUGAAAUAUUUGUAUUUUGCUCAGCACUUAUAUUUGACUGCCUUGCAGUACAGCUCUUUGAAGCAGAGCCACUUUUUCCUUGUGUCUGUGUAGCACCUGGUACACUGCAGCCCUGAUCUCACUGUGGACAGGGACCCUCUCUCCCAGUGUGACCUGAAAGCAUCUGGCCAAAUGGGACCCUAAUAACUCAUAUUCUGUCCCUCUCAGAAUCCUUGAAUCCAUAUACUUGAAGUUUUCUGCCCCUGGUGGCUGUAUAUUGGCCGGGACAUGCUAGCUACACAUUUUGUUUCAAAAGAUCUUGUCAAUCGUUUUUAAUUUACUUCUUGCAUUAAAAGUUUCCAGGUUUGCACAGAGUAGGAUUCAUGAAGUCCUGCUGUAUUCAGUACUCAUGUAUUUAUUCAGUAGAUUUUGUAUAUUUUAAUAAUAAAUGGAAAAUAUUUCACCUGA